Hemibagrus wyckioides is the source of this 7151-nucleotide messenger RNA. RefSeq names its product leucine rich repeat containing 4Bb (gene lrrc4bb). Gene Ontology annotation, molecular function: protein binding. NCBI's taxonomy places the organism in Eukaryota, Metazoa, Chordata, Actinopteri, Siluriformes, Bagridae. The record is from RefSeq and is a predicted model, not a curated record. Gene Ontology annotation, cellular component: plasma membrane. The transcript is spliced from 3 exons. Bases 885 to 3062 code for a protein of 725 amino acids.
UAGGUAGUUAGCAUUUAGGUAGUUAAACCAAUCAGUUGGAAUCACUUUCUUCUCUCGUGUCAGCACAGGAGAAAUAUUUAUACAGAAUCAGAGUUCAGGAAUGUAUGUAGAUUCAUUUAAAUGUUAAUGUUAACAAAAUAUUUUAAAUUAGGUUCUCAAUUCAAGUUUAAGUUUACUCCACUCCACAAAGCUGGAAUUUAUGGUAGAGUUUUGUUUUCAGGUCUAAUGAGUACAGAACACACACACACACACAAAACUCUGUGUGAAAGUUGUGGCAAAUGUAAAAGUGUGUUGGUCUGUGCUUAAGUGUGUUUGUGUGUGUUACUGAUCAUUAAUACCCUUACUUAAUUUGAGCCCUGACCAUGCUUACCUUUCAGUUACACACACGAAUACGCUCUAGCACAAUACAACACACAAUAACACACAGGUCCAAACACACUGCAACACCCCGGGAGAGAUGUUUUGUCUGUGUGUGUGUGUGUGUGUGUGUGUGUGUGUUCUGCACUACGCAGUUUGCGUAAGCCCCGCGCCUGCCCCUCCUCCUCCUCUCCUGCACAUUGCUUGUGCGCAGUUUCCAGCAUGUGAAGCUCGCGUGCGUUUUGUGCGCUAAUCACAGGUCCGCGCGCGCUGCUCUUUCCUGCUCGGUUUCACGGAUUUACUGAGGAUAAAAAACGCGGAGGAGCAGGAGCAGGAUUGUCGGAUGAGUGAUGAGACAGCUAUCCUCAGAAGACUGAGGACUGAAACUACUUUCAAGUUCAUUUAAUUCUCAUUGGUCCACUUGCACAUUAGAAUGAAUAUUUAAAACAGUGUCCACGCCUCCUGCCGUUCCAGUGCUGGUAAAUCAGAUUUUUUGGAAUAAGGGGGAGGGACAUGACUCAUUGGCCAUGUGGGCUACCAUGUUAACAGGCCUUUGUAGCCCCUUCCCCCUCCUCUGGUUAGUCCAGCUCUUAUUAUGGCCAUAUCUCAGUGGGCCCCAACUGGCUGAGGCGACUCCCCCUUGUCCUGCCCCCUGUAGCUGCUCCAAUCAGGCAAGUCGGGUGAUUUGUACCAGAAAGGGACUGGACGAAGUCCCACAAAGCAUCUCAGUCAACACACGAUACCUCAACCUGCAGGAGAACUCCAUACAGAUGAUAAAAUCUGACACCUUUAAACAUCUGAGUCACCUGGAGAUCCUUCAGCUUUCAAAGAAUCACAUUCGUCAGAUUGAAGUCGGAGCAUUCAAUGGCCUCCCAAACCUCAUCACACUCGAGCUUUUCGAUAACCGGCUGCCAUUGGUUCCAUCACAAGCAUUUGAAUAUCUCAGUAAACUGCGUGAACUCUGGCUGAGGAAUAAUCCAAUAGAAACGCUCCCAGCCUAUGCUUUCCAUCGUGUCCCUUCCCUGCGACGUUUGGACCUUGGUGAACUCCGAAAGCUCAGUUUCAUCUCAGAGGCGGCCUUUGAAGGACUAGUGAAUCUCCGCUUCCUGAAUUUGGGAAUGUGUGGAUUGAAAGAUGUUCCGAACUUGACGCCACUUGUAAAACUAGAGGAACUCGAACUUUCUGGGAACCAGCUAGGUGUAGUCCGUCCAGGAUCAUUCCAAGGUCUUGUUUCGCUGCGCAAGUUGUGGCUUAUGCACUCACGCAUCUCACUGAUUGAACGCAAUGCUUUUGAUGAUCUGAAGAACCUAGAGGAGCUUAACCUUUCCCAUAACUCCUUGCAUUCACUGCCUCAUGACCUUUUUACCCCGCUGCAACAGCUUGAAAGGGUUCACCUGAAUCAUAAUCCCUGGGUUUGUAACUGUGAUGUUCUCUGGCUAAGUUGGUGGUUGAAAGAGACCGUGCCAGAUAACUCCACAUGCUGUGCCCGCUGCCAUGCUCCACCCGGCACCAAAGGACGUUACAUUGGCGACCUGGAUCAGAGGGACUUCACUUGCUAUGCCCCUGUGAUCGUGGAACCUCCAACUGACCUGAAUGUGACUGAGGGAAUGGCAGCAGAGCUGAAAUGCAGAACUGGAACAUCCAUGACCUCUGUGAACUGGUUGACCCCUAAUGGAACCCUGAUGACCCACGGUGCUUACAAAGUACGAAUCUCAGUGUUACAUGAUGGGACCCUCAAUUUCACUAAUGUCACUAUGCAGGAUACUGGGCCAUACACUUGCAUGGUGACCAACUCUGCGGGAAACACCACAGCUACUGCUGUCCUCAACGUGUCUGCCUCUGACCCUGGCAAUGGAUACAGCUACUUCACAACAGUCACUGUGGAAACAGUAGAGACAGGGCAGGAAGUUCAUGACUCUGCUCGGCAAUUUGUCAAUGAGACCUUCGUGGGUUAUCCAGGCCCAACAGCAUCAUCAGGGUCAACCGGACCUUCUGGAUCAGUGCCAUCUUCCCUGUCACCUCAUGUUACUCGUGCUCCAGAGCGCCCUUUCACAGUCUCCAUCACUGAUGUUGCCAAUCUUUCAGGUCUUGAAGAUGUAAUGAAGACUACAAAGAUCAUAAUCGGCUGCUUUGUUGCCAUCACUUUCAUGGCUGCUGUGAUGCUUGUGGUUUUCUAUAAACUGAGGAAGCAGCACCAGCUGCACAAGCAUCACGGACCUGCCCGUGCCAUUGAGAUCAUCAAUGUUGAGGAUGAAAUGGGUCCAUCAGGAGGAGCCAGUGGCAUUGCAGGUGGUUCCACCCUUCACUCUGGGGCAGGCCCAGGACCUGCAGGAGGACCUGGAACAAAUCUUCGAAUCCAUGACCCUGAAAUUGUCACUCUGCCCAACAUUGGGCGCUCAGAUCAUGUCAAUCACUACUACAAAUCACACCACUUUAACAACAACGUCCUGGGACUUAACAUGGGAGUGGGGCAAACUGGCAACAAGACAAGCCCCUCCUCCAAAAAACAGGCUCCAUCCACCAAUCAGACAUCUGUUGACUCCACUAAUGCUGGAUCUGUCUCUCCACCAUUACCGAUUCCGAUUCCAAUGACGAUGACUUUCCAUGGAACGCUGAAGAGCUUAAGCCACACCCCCAGCUCUCAAAACGAGCCUCUGCUGCUGUCCAAUGGGUCCAAGGAGAGUGUUCAGGAGACACAGAUAUAAACACACACACACACACACACACACACACUGAAGUGUUAAGGAGCCAGUGGAUAUCGACAUACAGACAUUUAUGGGAGUUUCAUUUUGGGGACUCGGAGGAUUAUGAAAUCAAACACAUCGUUUGUACAAAGAAAUGUGACGGAAUUGGCACUACUGCGAGAUGUGCCAAAGAAAACGCCUUUUGUUUUUGCAGUUUCUACAAAGUUGUAUCUGUGUAUAAAAUAUAGUCUAUAAUCCAAGUAGCGUUAAUUCCUUAUGUGUUGUUUUGCCACAGGCGAAGAACACUGAAGAAACUUUACGAAAUCACACACACACUUACUGAGGAGAACAUCACAGAUCUGUUUCCUCACACCAUUUAUGUGUGAUAUAGAGUGUGAGUUUAUACUGAAACUGAAACAGACUGUAGUCAUCAGAACACACACACACACACACACACACACAAACACACACAUCUACUCUCUGACUGCUGAGUUGUAGGAUUUUAAUGCACAAAAUGAGCCUCGGUUUAUUAACCGCAACUUCAAAUAUACUCGAUGGUACAUGAGUACAUGUGAAGAAAGUUUUGUGUGUGUGUGUGUUUGAACAAUCUGUAAACAAAUUGAGUUUUCAGAAUCUUUCUGUCUCUUUUCGCUUUCAUCAUCUGUCACCUUUAACAUGAAGAUACAUUUUAUUUUCAUCUUCACCACAACAACAAACACAAUAAACACAUCAGUAAACACACAUCCAACACAUAUUCAGAGUUGGUGCAAAAGUUAUCAAUAUCUUCAAUAUGUACAUGGAGAUAUUUCAUCGUCAAAUUAUACAGCAGUGAAAAGUGGAUUUUCUGAGUUUAUUAAACUCACCUGUUUGUCCAGUCCAAAACAGAACACCACUUUUAAACUCAAACACUGACCUUUAAAACUUAAAAAAAAAUCAAGGAUAGAAAAUGAAGACUGAAAAUACAGCUGAAUGAAUCCACAAGAUACUAAAUCUAGAUCAUGAUGGAAUCGUGUGGAAUGUAGGAGAUUUAUUACUUUAUUAGCUGAUUUGUUGAAUAAUAAAAUAACGGCAGUGUUUGCAUUAAUCCUACGCCGUAUCCUGUAAAGAAAACAUGUCCCCAGUUUAACAGAUAAAUUGUCUGAGUGCUUAUCUGUCUUACUUACAAAAAACCUUCAGUUCAUUUAUUAGUUUAUCAUUUUAAUAUUCUCAGUUUGAUUAAGGUGCCAUGAUUAGGAUGCAAAGUGGUGAUAUUAUCAAUAAAUGAAUAGAGUCAUAUGCACCUAUGGCCUCCUGGGACAUUCCAGUGCUUUCUGAAUGUAGCUCAACAUGACAUUUUCUGGUUCCAUCAAACUUUCAGGAAGGUGUAGCAGACUGAGUACUGCUCCUGGACCAAGCCAAUAUCACGCAUUAAAAUUGUGCUUAAGUUUAAUGUUAGUCUGAAGUGUAGCUGAAAAGCGUCUCUGUUUUUAACCCUCACCCUCACAUGCAUAACUCUGAGUAGUGUUUAAGUGUUUAGUUCUGUUUAAAGUCCUCACUGUACGCUAAACUCAACUCUGAAUAUGGAGCUGUGUGAACACUAACUCGACUAAUCUCUCUCCAUCAACUACAUCAUCUCAUAUCUUUACAAAGGCUAAAUAAUUUGUAGAGCUUUGAUCACACAUAUGAUGAUGAAGAUGAGUCAGAUCACACAUAUGAUGAUGAAGAUGAGUCAGAUCACACAUAUGAUGAUGAAGAUGAGUCAGAUCACACAUAUGAUGAUGAAGAUGAGUCAGAUCACACAUAUGAUGAUGAAGAUGAGUCAGAUCACACAUAUGAUGAUGAAGAUGAGUCAGAUCACACAUAUGAUGAUGAAGAUGAGUCAGAUCACACAUAUGAUGAUGAAGAUGAGUCAGAUCACACAUAUGAUGAUGAAGAUGAGUCAGAUCACACAUAUGAUGAUGAAGAUGAGUCAGAUCACACAUAUGAUGAUGAAGAUGAGUCAGAUCACACAUAUGAUGAUGAAGAUGAGUCACCGAUGCCUAAAGGAAGUUUAAAGGCUGUGUGCCUGGUGUUCUGGUGUGUUCAUGGAGCUGCACUGAAGAAUGUUUCAGAGCUUGAGGAGGAGGUUGUGGACGAAUGCAAGAUUUUGGAAGUUAUCAUGUUGAAUGGAUAUGGUUUAACGUGUCUGUGCUUUAGGGGUUCAAUAAUAAAUAAUAUUGUAAGGUCUAGAGGAGAUCGUGAACAAUUGUAGCAUACAGCUGUGGGUUUAUUAUAAUUUUGGGUUCUGGUUUUAAUUUAGAGGUGAGAGAUUUAAGGUUCUGAAUGUUAGGAGAUAAGGCAUUAGGUUUAUGAAGGGAGUAUCUGUAAUUUUGAGGAGUUUAGGGUUUAUAUUCAUUAGAGCUGUAUAGAUCUGUAAUAAUGUAGAAAUUCUGAGUGUUGGUGCUCUACUGAGCUUUGGGCUUUAGUGCUGUCAGUUAAGGUGUUGCUAAGCUGUUGCUAGGAGACUUCCUCAGCAUUUGUGUAUGUGUGUGUGUGUGUGUGUGUGUGUGUGUGUGUGUGUGUUGCAUUGUAUCAUGAGGUAAAAAAAUCAUUUAAUUGAACUUUUUUAUGAUCUGAUGUUUGAUUAUGUUAAUGAGAUUAAGGUAUUAUUGGGUUUCAGUGUGUCAGUGUGCUCACAUUACCACCAGAACACCAACACACACACACACACACACACACACACACAACUGAACUCCAAGCAGACAUUUAUUCAUUCUCUCUCUCUCUCUCUCUCUCUCUCUUUCUUCCUUUGCGUGCAUGUGUGUGUGUGUGUGUGUGUGUGUAUGUAUGUGUGUGUGUGUGAGAGAGAGAGAGAGAGAUUAAAUCACAUAGAGCUUCAGGACUUAGUUUAAUUUCAGAGCGCACUUCUCUCAUUGCCUCCACAGCCAGCAAGACUACAUUUCCCAUCAUGCACCAGCACGAGUGACCCUCACCUGACCCUGAGGGAGCGCUUCUCUCUGUCAUGCUUGGUUUUGUGCAGUCCUGUUAGAUCAGAAACUCAAGGUAGACUAGAAAGUCUGAUCUGUGUGAAUUUAAACACUGGACAGUAUCAUUUCUAUUGGAUCAGUGUGAGACUGGAAAAUCUGAUCAGCAUUAGAUUGUCAAGUCUCAUUAACAUGUUUGUCUAAUCAGUAGUAGACUGAAAAGUCUCAUCAGUAUUGCAUUAGAAAGUCUGAUUAGUGUUUUAUUAAAAGUGUUAGAUCGAAAGUAUGAACAGAGUUUGACUGGACGUCUGAUCAGCAUUAGAUUGGAAAGUUUGACCAGUGAAAUCAGACAGCAGGUCUGCAUUCAACGCACAAGACUCCGCCAUUUAUAACUCUCUUGCUUUUUAGCUCUCUCCCCUUCAAUCCAUCUGUCUCUCUUUUCUGCCUGUCUCUCUAGCUCUCACUUUCUGGCAUUUAUUUCUUCCCCAUCAUCUCUCUCUCUCUCUCUCUCUCUCCUGAGUGCGUUCACUUCUCCGCCUGUUGCCAUGUAAAUAAAUCUAAAGAUGUAAAUAUUCUCUAUUUUUCGACUGUCAGUGUGAAUAAUCCUCGUUCAGUAUUAAAAAAAAGACAGAAGGUUAUGGAACAUUUGCAUUUCUCUUUUUUUGUCAUUGCCCCUCCCUUAUGAUUCCUACUUUAUCUCUCUCCCUCUCUCUCUCUCUCUCUCUCUCUCUCUCUCUUCAUGCCUCAUUUUCUGUCUCAUCUCUACAUGUUUCUGUCCCCAUGUCUCUUCUCUUUAUUUGUCCCUUCCCAUGUCUCACUUCCUGUCACACUCUCCCUGUCUCACUCCCUGUAUCUCUCCUGUUCUCACCCACUGUCGCACUCUCCCUGUCUCACUCUCAGGAACAAAACAGAUGCAGCGUUUGCUCUCCUGCUUCGUCCUGUUUUGUUGUUAUUUGUAUGGAGAAUAUUAAAGAAAUGUUUUUGUUGUUUUUUUGUUUGUUUGUUUUUAAUUUGUUACAAGUUAAAGGCUUGGAUUGGCUGAGAUGAUGAUGAUGAUGAUGAUGUCCGAGGUCUGAGGUCAAAGGUUGUGCCAAAAGCUUCUGUGUGUGAGUGCCAUUCGCUACACUGAACUUUACCAAUAAAAACCUGGACAUUGUGCUUUUCUAAA